AUGGCUGCCCCAGAGACCCGGAGCAACAAACUCCAGAAUUCAAUCCACACGGAGAAUGUUGUGCGUUCGCCCCAAAACUCCGAGGGGGCCACUGAGAUGGAUGAUCCUGCAAAUCCUCGAAACUGGCCAUCGUGGAAGAAGAAUGCCCAGAUCCUGAUGGUUGCAUUCCAUUCGAUGUCUGCAACGUUCAUCGCCGCUGGUAUUAUCCCGGCUUAUGAUGCUUUGGCAGAGGAAUACGGCAUCACGGUACCCCAGGCAAGCUACCUGACCUCAGUACAGAUCCUCCUCUUCGGCAUCGCCCCGUUCAUAUGGAAGCCAAUCACAGAAAUAUACGGCCGAUAUCAUGUCUUCUUGCUGUCUGUCUUUGGGGCCAUGCUGUGCAAUAUUGGAUCUGCCCGCUCAACAACCUACGCUGCCCAGAUGGUCUGCAGAGUACUAGGAUCUAUUCUUAUCUCGCCCCCGUUCGGAAUGGGCAGUGGAGUGAUUACGGAACUGUGCGAGCCACAGCAUAGAGCGCAGAAGCUCGGAUGGUGGACUUUGCUGCUCACUCUGGGAACACCCAGCGGCCCCUUCAUUAUGGGAUUCGUGACUGAGCAUGCCGGCGUGCAAUGGAUCUUCUGGAUCUUCACCAUCGUAAAUUUCGUGCAGUUGGUUCUGUAUGUGGCUAUUGGAGAGGAAACCCUGUAUAUCCCGGGACAGGCCAGCAGUGCUCAACAGGGGUUCUUCAGCAAGUUCCUUCCCAGACGUAUUAAUCCUCGUCCCCUGAGACUGCGCGAGUUCAUCGAGCCGGUGUUUCUCUCCCGGCAUACGCGCGUGCUUAUCCCCGCGAUUGCACACUGUGUUGUCUUCUGCUACGCCAAUAUCGUCUUGAUAGUGGAAAUGCCCAUCGCAUUUGGCGAGAAGUUUCAUUUCAAUGCGCAGCAGAUUGGACUGCAAUUCAUCGCCAUCAUUAUCGGCUGCGUUCUCGGUGAACAGCUGAGCGGACCCAUGUCUGACUGGUUCUUGAUGGCGCUGAAGCGAAAGAGAGGAUAUUUCCAUUCAGCAGAUCGCCUGUGGCUGUCGUAUAUUGGCUACGCGACCGUCGUUGCAGGACUCUUGGUCUGGGGAUUCCAGCUGGAAAAAGCUGAGAGUACCUGGAAUGUUACGCCUUGUGUUGGAGCGGCCAUUGCAAGCUUUGGCAACCAGAUCAUUACGACGAUCUUGAUUUCGUUUGCGGUCGACAGCUACAAGGAGCAGUCUACCGACGUGGGUGUCUGCAUCAACCUCUACCGCCAGAUAUUUGGAUUUAUUGGACCGUUCUACUUCCCUAUUAUGUUUGAGACUCUGAAGCUGUCUGGUGCAGCAGGUGUGAUGUGUGCAGUUGUUGCUGUCGCUGCUUUGAUUCCUACAGUCGCCAUACAAUUUGCGUCGAGGGCGAAGUAG
This is a messenger RNA of Aspergillus versicolor CBS 583.65, 1422 nucleotides long. RefSeq lists its product as uncharacterized. The coding region runs from base 1 to 1422 and encodes 473 amino acids. The transcript is spliced from 3 exons. The record is from RefSeq and is a predicted model, not a curated record. Gene Ontology annotation, biological process: transmembrane transport. Gene Ontology annotation, molecular function: transmembrane transporter activity. NCBI's taxonomy places the organism in Eukaryota, Fungi, Ascomycota, Eurotiomycetes, Eurotiales, Aspergillaceae.